Messenger RNA from Oppia nitens, 438 nucleotides. RefSeq lists its product as uncharacterized. The coding region runs from base 18 to 389 and encodes 123 amino acids. NCBI's taxonomy places the organism in Eukaryota, Metazoa, Arthropoda, Arachnida, Sarcoptiformes, Oppiidae. The transcript is spliced from 2 exons. The record is from RefSeq and is a predicted model, not a curated record.
CAUAGGACAGGUAAACAAUGUGUAUACUAAUUGAUGUAUGUUUUUGGUGUUGCGUUAAGGAUACUGACGACUACGACAACAACGUCAGUAGUGGUGGUGGUGGUGGUGGACAGGGAUUACUCGAUAGGGCCGGCCGUAUGACACAUACAGAACUGGGCCAACCGGUUAACGAUAAACUGGUAACUAGUUUACUGAGUAUAGAGGAACAGGACCGGGAAAAACUGGACUGGCCCAGUGAUUGGCGAUUGCCGUACAGUCGACCAUUCAAUGAGGUAUCAGUGAUUACCGAUCGGGUAUUGUUGUCGAGUGUCGGUGCCAUUAAUAGGGACAAUGUUAGGCGGUACAGGACAGUGACCAACAAAAUAUUGGCCAAUAUUUCGAUGCUAUAAGCAAUAGGAUAAGCGCUAUCAGUGGCCGAUACCCGACAAAGACAAUACU